AAACAGUUUCUUACCGUAAGAGGGAGUUCAGACCUAGAUCCUUCCAGUUAAUCACACAACAAACUUAGCUCAUCGCAAUAAAAAGCAGCUCGGAGCCGAGCGGGCUCUUUUGGGCACUGACUGCGAACAGGAUUCUCUCAGCCAGGCAGCUCCUGCAGUGGGAUCCGCCGGCCCGGCCAGCAGCACCAUGUGGGUGUCCAAACUUGUGCCAGUCCUGCUGCUGCAGCAGGUCCUGCUGCAUCUCCUGCUGCUGCCCAUCGCCAUCCCCUACGCAGAGGGACAGAAGAAGAGAAGAAAUACACUUCAUGAAUUUAAAAAGUCAGCAAAGACGAUUCUUAUCAAAGAAGACCCAUUACUGAAGAUAAAAACUAAAAAAAUGAACACAGCAGACCAAUGUGCCAACAGAUGUAUUAGGAAUAAAGGACUUCCAUUCACUUGCAAGGCCUUUGUUUUUGAUAAAACAAAAAAACGAUGCCUCUGGUUUCCUUUCAAUAGCAUGUCCAGUGGAGUGAAAAAAGAGUUUGGUCAUGAAUUUGACCUCUAUGAAAACAAAGACUACAUUAGAAACUGCAUCAUUGGUAAAGGAGGCAGCUAUAAGGGAACAGUGUCUAUUACUAAGAGUGGCAUCAAGUGUCAGCCCUGGAGUUCCAUGAUACCACAUGAACACAGCUUUUUGCCUUCGAGCUAUCGCGGUAAAGACCUACAGGAAAACUACUGUCGAAAUCCUCGUGGGGAAGAAGGGGGACCGUGGUGUUUCACAAGCAAUCCAGAGGUACGCUACGAAGUCUGUGACAUUCCUCAAUGUUCAGAAGUUGAAUGUAUGACCUGCAAUGGGGAAAGUUAUCGAGGCCCCAUGGAUCACACAGAAUCAGGCAAGAUUUGUCAGCGCUGGGACCAUCAGACACCACACCGGCACAAAUUCUUGCCCGAAAGAUAUCCCGACAAGGGCUUUGAUGAUAAUUAUUGCCGCAAUCCUGAUGGCAAGCCGAGGCCAUGGUGUUAUACUCUUGACCCUGACACCCCCUGGGAGUACUGUGCAAUUAAAAUGUGUGGAAGCCGUUAUUUUGCAAGAGGUAAAAACAGAAGUUCGCACAUAAAUGGAAGAUGUGUAUGCCUUGUGAGAAAGUCCUAAAUGUUCACAUGCUAUCAAGAAAAUAAGAAAAGUCCUCAUAUGAAGAGAAAGCCCAGGGCAGGUGUGCAGCAUCACAAAGUCAGUAGGACAGCAGAAGCUAGGACCUUGCUUCUUACCCUUCAGUCCUGCAUCCUUCCCACCCGUCUUCCUUGGGGACUCAGCAUGAGCUGGCUGUGAACUCCUCUGGUGAUUGACAGAGGCUGCAGUUGAGAAGAGUUAAGUCCAAUAGGAGCUGCACAUGGAUGUCUUCAGUCUGCCGUAGCUGGUCCCUAGGCCCCUGGCUGUCCUUGCACCCAGCCUGUAUGAUGAUCCAUCCUGUGUUUUUAAUCAGUCUCUACUAUCCUUUUCUUUUCCUUUUUUUUAAAAAAAGAUUUAUUUAUUUGUUUUUUUAAAGUCAGAGUUACACAGAGAGAUAAAGAGAGGCAGAGGGAGAGAGAGAGAGGGAGAGAGAGAGAGAGAGAGGUCUUCCAUCCGCUAGUUCACGCCCCAGUUGGCCACAAUGGCCGGAGCUGUAUUGAUCCAAAGUAGGGAGCCAGGAGCUUCUUCCGGGUCUCCCAUGUGGGUACAGGGACCCAAGGACUUGGGCCAUCUUCUACUGCUUUCCCAGGCCAUAGCAGAGAGCUGGAUCGGAAGUGGAGCAGCCGGGACUUGAACUGGUCCCCUUAUGGGAUGCUGGCACUGCCCUAAUGGGAUGCUGCCACAGCACCAGCCCCUUCUAUAAGAUGGUCCUUAUCUAGCUCUGCUAAAUUUAUGCCAAAAAACUUUUUUUUUUCUUGUGAUAUCCUUGAAGUCCAGAUACAGGGUCCUCUCCUCCAUGGUUAACUGACACAUUUUUGCUUUUCUCUGAAAUUGUGUGAGGAGACUUCAUGGAAGUUUAAAAAGUUCAUGGAAAAUGGAAUUAAAAGAUGUUUAUUUUGAUGUUUGAAGUCCAUGUAGAGUUUCAUCAUCAUACACGUUUCCAUGAACUUUCUAAAGACCCCUCUGUAGACCUGUUUUUGUUUCUUUGAAUUCAAAUCUCCUUUUUUACAACUGGAUUCUAAAGUGCUUUCAGAUCAAUAGAUUUCAUAAAUACUUUCAAGUGUCACACUGUUAUAAGUUAGCUUGAUAACAUAAAGGUUUGCACUUAUAUACAGAGACAUAAAAUAAAUAAACUGCCUAAGGUCGGGCACCUGCACCCAGGGUAAUGUGCAUAGUUAUGAGGACAUGGAUAGGUAUUUGCAUCUUUCCCCAUAGUAGCAUGAUGACGAUAUUUUUCUGGACAAACCUGCUCCAGUGUUUUUCCCACUGUACCCAUGCUAAGGUCAAUGUCGCUCAACUGUGACUUGCUAAUAAAAGGAAAUGUUGUGGACACCUCUUGUACAGCCCAUAGAAACGGGAUGUGCCAGGCAUAUGUGGACUCACUUUAGGGUCUAGAAGCUUCUCAGAGGGAAACACAAUGUUCCCAGGAAAUGAAGUCACCUGCUUUAUCCUUGAAAAUAAAACAAGGGUCCUGUGACAGUGUUCCGUCUGUACAGAUUGGGCUAGUUCCACUCAUUGACUUGUUUAAUCUUCUUAAUCUUUCCUUCAUCCUAGACCAGUUAAGGACAAUAAACCAACUGUUUCCCUUCUGUUGUUUUGAGUUUUAGGUGAUCCUAUAAGUCUUGUCUCUGCAAUAAGACCAGUGCCAACACACAUGCGUGCACACACACUCACCUGCAAAUUCACCCUUUGACUGGCAUGCACACACUAAGACACCCAAGUGUUGCCCUCCUCUUCAGUUCAAAAGCAAUAUUUAGGAUAUUUUAAAAAUAUAUUAGAAGAGAAGACAAAUAGAAUUAAUAUGAUGCUUCCUGACUAUUAAAGUCUUCUUUAUUUUUUGUGAAAAGAGGAAUUAACCAAUGAUGAAAUUGACAUGCAAUAAAUUUAAUGGCUUUCUUAGAGAGUAGUGCUUAUCAGAUAUUAAUUCUAAGAAAAUUAUCAUAGAAUUUGUCAACCAAACUUACAAUAUUAAGAUUAAAAUAAUCUCCUGAGCUUUGGGAAUAGUUUAGAAAUACUUUAUUAGAGGAUGAUAUUUUAGUUUAAGAAUAUGUGUACCUAUGAUAAUGGCAUAAAAAUAGAAAUAAAGCGAUGGUUGUUUUAUUGAAGUGAAUGAAGUACAACCUUAGAUAAUCUUUUUUGAAUGUUUUUUCAAAUGUUUAUGCUGAUAUAUAGCAAAACUUGAAGUGCAAAACCAGGAAACUUGGUGAUGGUUUCCAUUGUAUCUUAGUUUACUAUUGAAAGUUGACAUAUUACCAAAGAUGUUUCAUUGUCUCAUAGCUUCUGUGGGCCAUGAGUCUGAUGUGACUCAAGUGGGUUCCUUGCUUAAGGUCUCACAAGUUCGUGAUUAAGGUGCCCACCAGUCUUGCCAUCUCAUCUAAGACUUAGCAUCCUAGUUCAAGUUCAAUAUCAGUUUCUUGUGAUUGUGGCUGAGAUCUCCAGCUUCAAGAAGCUGCCCACCAUUCUCUGACAUAUGACCCAGCCCACAGUCUGGCAGUUUCCUUCUUUAUAGCAGUAGCACAGUUUUUUUUUUUUUUUUCCCACUUACUUGCACUGGUUGUAACAGAUAAUUGAUGAUUACUUUAUAUUUCUAUCAUUAAAUUCUUGGGUCAACUUUCUGAUUCUAUCAAGCUAGGUCAUCCUUGAUUUUUAAUGUGUUUAAAGAAAAGAUUAGAGUUGAUUGUGUCACCCUGUUGAUGGUUGAAUGAAGGUGGUUAAAUUCUGAUUUUAUCACAUGAUGCCUGUAUUAGAAAAUCAUAAUUGACACAACUUAUCCAACACCUAGAGAGAGGCAUUAUCUAUCUCAUAAUGAUAGUAUUUAUUUCACUUCUACAAUGUGGCUGUGAUUAGGCCAGGUGUGAAGACAUGUGUGCUCACAGCAGCUCUGCAGUAUUGAAGAUGUGGUGGGUGAGUCUACAUGGGUAUGGAGUAACAACAGAGAAAUUAAAGAGGAUGAGAAAAGCUCAGUUGAUAUGAGGCACAUCAAGCAGGAAAUGAGAAGAGCUCAUCUGGUUGCCAUGAAUGGAAAUUGAAGCAGGGGAAGUGGUCCUACUUUAGGAUUGAGAGUAGUGAUCUCCAAACCGCUGUCCAGGAAACCCAGGGCCAUAGGAAGAUUCUCCAAAGGUUCUGUGGGCACGGACAUCUUAAGGGGCCUGAGCUCCCAGCUCCUUUGCUUCCUUAUGGAUACUUCUCCAAAGUCCUCUGUCUGACGUGAAAGGGCUCCUCAGCAAUCAGGCGAGUUCAACACCCUAAGUUCCUUUUCUCUACUACCUUUUCCCACUGUACUGAACUCUUAUCCCUCCUGGAUUUUGUGAUAGUGCAUUGCUCUGGGGACAUUAAACUUAGUGAUCUUUGAAAAUACUUUAAAAAUGUUGCUUACUGUGCACAACUAAUAAUUGCAUAUCUAUGCAGAAUAUAUACUUACACAUACACACGUGUGAAUUUGCAAGUAUGUAUGUCUCUGUGCAUUUUGUAUAUUGUGCAUUCAUUUCUCAAAUCCUGUGACCAUAGGAAAUUUAAAAAAAUUAACUUCAAUAUAUGAAAGUCUUUCAGAGAACUAUGAUGAGGUGAGGCAGAACAGACUCUCCAACAUAAAAGAGAAGCCAAUCUUGUGAGUCAACGCAAUAGGCAGGUGAGAAAAUCAAGAUGAGGAAGAAUAGAACAAUAUCAAAAAGGUAGACUGCAAUGCAGGGGGCUGGUGUCUGUGGCACAGUGGGGUUAAGCUACCACUUGGACACCCCCAUCAGAAUACCAGUUUGAGUUUCAACUGCUCCACUUCCCAUCUAUCUCCCUGCUAAUGGGCCUGGAAAAGCAUCAGAUGAUAGGCCAAGUACUUGGGUCCCUGCUACCCACAUGGGAGACCAGAUGGAGUUCCUGGCUCCUGGCUUUAGCUUGGUCCAACCUUGGCUGUUGAAGCUAUUUGGGGAGUGAGUUAGCAGGUGGAAGAUGCUCUCUGUCUUUUUCUUUCUCUCUCUGUUGUGCUGUCCUUUAAUUAAUUAUUUUAGAAAAGAAUGCAUAGUUCAUGUAAUGACAAGUUGGAUAAGUGGGAAAUGGAACAAGGACGGAGAAAUGGUUAAAAUAUUGCCCAACUUGUUUAGAUGAAGCAUAUGUAAGCAUGGUAUUCACUGAGAAGAGAGAGAGUAAGUUUAGUUCCACUGAGUGAGAUGCAUGUGGUUGGCUUUUGUGUUCACAGCAAAUCUAAAUUCAGCCUUCUGAAUUAGGUUUUGGAAUAGUAAUGGCAGAACCUGAGCCUAAGUCAAUGCCUCUAAGCUUGAGGAGAACACCCAGAGAGUUGUUGGCCCCUCCUCAUGGCAUUCAUUCAAUAAGUAUUUUCUGAAAAGCCAUUAUUUGUCGAACCCUUUCCUUCGUUUUGGGAGACAGAAGGGAACACAUCAGACCAAGGCUUAUGGGAGAAUUGAAUUUUUAGAGCUUUAGCACAAGUGAGUAAGCAAAAGUGGAAGCUGUGUUGGUAUUGGGAUAUUACACCUUUCAGAGCCAAGAUUUGAGUGCUGCUAUCAGUUCCUCAUUUGCUGAAUGAAUGAUAAAUUUGUCCCUGUCAUUUGGCAUCUAAGCUUCCAUGUUACAGUCAGCGUAUCUAUCCAAGGGAAGGAGGAAUGUCUCUUGUUGUCUGACGGAUGUGUGCCAGGGCACCCUGGGACAGGCCUUCCUUACCUCCCUUCACCCCGUCUUCCUCAGAAGGAGUAUCUGCCCAAAUGUCAGCAGCCCACAAAUAUUUCAGCUAUGUGACUCUUAACAGAGUUCUGGGCAUAGGGGAUUUUAAAACAUUGCGAAUAUAUAACAAGACUGAAAAUCCCAUCAAGUGCCUGAAUGAAGCAUGGAGUUUCUUAGAUUUGUCCCUGAAAUAAGUUCCUAUUUUGAAUAACAGUUUGUUCUAUCUGUUCGUUCACUGCUUCUCAGAGAAAUAAAAAACUGGUUGAUACUAAUUGUGUUUCUCUGAAGUGAACUUCAAUGGGUCCUCGGUAUUUGAAAAAUUGCCUGGUGAUUGAUGUCCCUUGGUACAUCUCAUUAAUUAGUUACACCAGUUCACAAACUAUACCUUUAUAUUAUCUAUUGUUAUUGGGAAAUCCAAGUUAUUUAUGCGGGUUAUAAAAAUUAAUACUCUACUAGAAAUAAAAACAGUCUUCAAAAGUUGAUUAAUGCAUUAACAAUUAAAAUUGUAAACUCAUUGGAUGUUAAUAGAUAUAUCCUGAAUGAAAAAGUCUAUAUUUUCCAGAAAAAUAGGGAAAUCAUUGGCAUUGUAGUCAAAUAUCUUUAAUGUCACCUCAAUAGAAAAAAGUUAGGUUUUUUUUCAUAUUUCCUUCUGCCUUCAAUAUUUUGAUAUAUCACACAUCACAAGUCAUCUGGAAACUCCACUUUGAAGUACAAGUGUGUGUGUGUGUGUGCGUGCGUGUGUGUACGCUUACAUGAAAUUUUAAAUUAUUAUUUUAAUUGUAUGGGAUACGCAGUGAUAAUUGCAUACAUAUAAUCAAUGUUGAAGGUCAAAUAGGUUAGUCAGCAUUUCUAUCACUUUAAAUAUCAUAAAAUUUUUUGAUGAAGACUUAAUAACUGUACAUACUUAUGGUAUAUGGUAAUGUGAUAUUUCAGUAAGUUGAAUUGUACUGAUUGAACCAGAGUAAUUAAUGUUUCCCCCUCUCCUUGUCAUUGCUUUGUUUGGAAUUUUUGAGCUACUCUCUUUUAUUUGUUCAUAAAAUAUGUAUUGGGUUAUUGUGAAUGUCAUCACCCCAUCAUGCUAUGGAACACCAACACUUACUCCUAUCCAACCGUGGUUUAGCAUCCAUAAGUCAAUCUACUUCUGUUUCUCCCCUCCCCUAUCCUGCCCAACAAAUCAGUUGUAUUUUUAGCCUUCACACAUGAGAGAGAAUAUGUGGUAACUGUCUUUCUUACUCUAACUUAUUGAACUUAUAUAAUGGCUUUCAGUUCAACCAUUUUGCUGCAAAUGAAAAGAUAUUCUUUUUAGUGGCUGAAUUAUAUUUACUGUGCAUUGAUACCAAAUAUUCUUUAUCCAUUCAUCUGUUGACGGUUAUAGGGGUAUAUUCAAUAUCCUGGCUAUUGUGAAUAGUGCAGCAAUAAAUAUGAUGGUGCAGCUAUCUCUUUGAUACACAGAUUUAAUUUUCUGUAGAUAUGUAUAUAUCCAGAAAUGGAUCAUGUGGUAGGUCUAUUUUUAGAUUCCUGAGACAUCUCCAUUCAGUUUCCCGUAACAGUUGCACCUUUUCUCUGCAUCCUGGCCAGCAUUUGUUGUUUCCUAUCUUUUUGAUAAUAGCUAAUUGAACUGAAAGUAUGAUACCUUUUCAUGGUUUUGAUGUGCAUUUCCAUCAUGGCCCGUGAUAAUGUUGAUAUUUCAACAUUAUCAUAAAGAGUUUUGUUGUCCUGGGCCCCAAAAAGUGUCUUGGAAAACUUAGGUGCCCCUGGAUUCUUUCAGAAAAAUGUUUACUACUAUGUAAGAAAAAUAAAGUUAAUGUGGUUCCCUUAGUGUACACUAAUUGGGAUGGACUUUUAUGUGCUGUCUGCUUUGAUUGUUUCCAGCCUCUUAUACCUGCAACUCACCCUGGUGGAAACCUCUUCUAUCAUUAUCUUUUUCUUUGAUUUUCUUUGACAAUAUUAUAGGAUGGUCUAGUCUAUGCAUAAUUGGUCCUAAUAUUUACCCAGAUUAAGAUCCCAAAGCCUAGAAUAAUCCUAGACAUAGAGCUCUCCUCUGCUCUUCACAUGGAUUCGUCACCAAGUCCUGUCAUUUUUGUCUUCUACAUAACCUCUCAAACAUGGACAUUUCACUCCAUCCUGGUCUCAUCCGUCUAAGAUGGCAUGAUUUGCAUGAUAAAUGUUUGGCCUUCUGAAUGGCAUUGCACUUCUAUCCAUUGUUUUCUGCUCUAAUCCCUUCUUUAUAAGGCAAAGAAAAUGAUGUUCUUAAAAAUGAGGUUGUGUCAUUUCUCAUCUGGGCACUCCACCUCCCCUCCUCCGCCACACACUUGUACAACUCCUACACACACCAAUUAAAAACUCUCCAAUGAUUUCGUUUCAUCAUCCCAGGAUAAAAACCAAACCAAACCAUCCUCCAUUCCCUCUAACCUCAUGCAUGACUACCUACCACAUUUCUCUUUGCUCUCUUGCUCUCUGUUUGAGCCACAGUGUUUUUUUUUCCUAUACUGCCUAUCUUCCAUGUCCUUGUUAUGCUGCCUUUACCUCAUUGGUCCUUCUGGUUUGAAUAAUUUCCUCUUCCUUUUUCACCUAGUUCACAGUUACUUGUUCAAAUUUCAACUCUGUUGUCAUUGCUCCCACUAUCAAUUCUGUAUUUGAUCUUCCUGAUUUGGUCAAAUCCCAUAUUAUAUUUCUUAUUACAUAUUCAUAACACCAUUCUCCUCUCCUGCCAGGUACUUCUCAGUGUCUUGGUCUUGUAUUUAUUUAUUUUUAUUUAUUGCUUUAAUUUAAUUUAAUUUUAUCUUUUAACAGGCAGAGUUAGACAGUGAGAGAGAGAGACAGAGAGAAAGGUCUUCGAGAAAGGUCUUCCUUCCGUUGGUUCACUCCCCAAAAUGGCCGCUACCGGUCGGUGCGCUGCGCCGAUCUGAAGCCAGGAGCCAAGUGCUUCCUCCUGGUCUCCCAUGCGGGUGCCUUCCUGGGCCCACUGCCUUCCUGGGCCACAGCAGAGAGCUGACUGGAAGAGGAGCAACCAGGACAGAACCGGCACCCCAACCGGGACUAGAACCCUUAGUGCUGGCACCGCAGGUGGUGGAUUAGCCUAGUGAGCCGCAGCGCUGGCUGUAUUUAUUUUUGAAAUUGUUUAGAUAAUAACUCUUGUUAUGUGAACUUGCAAGCUCAAACAAAGCAAGGGCCAUGUCUGUUUUUUUUUUUUUCUUUUCUCUCCUUAUGCUCAAUACAGUAUCUUGCCCAUUACUAGAGAUCAACAAAUAUUUGCUGAAGUAAUGAGUGUUACCUUCCUAGAAACUGGUAGUUUUUCCUUUUUCUUUCUCAGUCUCCUGGUGUUUCUUCUGUGUGUCUCAAUGUUCAUGUAAAAACUUGAUUUUCUCAUAUAUUACCAACCAGGAAGACUUUGCUACAUACCUUUUCCCCAGCUCAUACUCAGGUUUCAUUUCUCUCCUGAGCUGGUAAUAUUCAUUUGUUCCUUCUGGUUUGGUAUUGAUGAGUUUUCUCUUACCAGCAAAAUGGGCCAGUCUUGUCUUAUUUUUAUCUUUAUUUUUCUCCUCUUCCUCCUCUUUCUUAUUUUUUGAAUUUCCAGGAUCAUUUUUUAAAUUUUUUAAUUUUAAAAAAAUAUUUAUUUAUUUAUUUAUUUGAAAGUCAGAGUUACACAGAAAGAGAAGGAGAGGCAGAGAGAGAGAGAGGUCUUCCAUCCACUGGUUCACUCCCCAAUUGGCUGCAAUAGCCGUAGCUGUGCUGAUUCGAAGCCAGGAGCCAGGAGCUUCUUCUGGGUCUUCCCAUGCGGGUGCAGGGGUCCAAGGACUUAGGCCAUCUUCUACUGCUUUCCCUGGCUAUAGCAGGCAGCUGGUCCAGGAUCAUUUUCAAAGUAUGACCUAGAAAGAUCUUUGGUAGCUAAGAUUUCUACUCAGUAUACUGCUGUGGACUGAAUUUCAUUCCUACCAAAUUCUUAGUUUGAAGCCCUGAUCCCUAAUGUGAUUAUAUGUUGACACAGGGAUUUUAAGAUGUAAUUCAUACUAAGUGAGGUAAUAAGGAUGCAUCCUAAUCCUACAGAAUUGUUGGCAUCAGAAGAAAAUGAGAUCUCUUUGUCUUUUAGCAUAGGAAGAAAGUGGCCAUCUGCAAGCCAGGAGCAGGGCUCUCGUUGGGAAGCUAAUUGGCCUGCAUCAAGGUCCUGGGUUUCCCAGCCUCAAGAAUUGUGAGGAAUAAAUUACGAGGUUGAGUCAUCAAGCUUAUGAUAUUUUGUUAAGGCAGAAUGAACAGGCUAUGUAGGUAUGCUGCCAUUGGUAACAACUGCAAAGUAUGCUUCUUAGUAACCAAUGAACGUUGACAUCUUCUUAAGAGAAUGUACUCAUCUUUCAAAAUUCACUGUGUUUGUGCAUUGGGAAAUAAUUUUAGCAAAUUACUUUCUUUCUCAAAGAAAGUUGAUUGUCUCAUUGAAUCUUAUUGAUUCAUCCAAGGCCAGAAUAGAGAUUCAUAGAAAUAACAUGUUAUUGUAUUCCGAGUCAGGCAAAAACAACGCUAUCGAUCCCCUUUCUUAAGGGAAUAAUUUUGUAGUUGGAGGUCUUUUCUAAAUCAUCUUCUAAGGAAUAGGACUUCGGAAUUAAAGGUUUUUCAUGAAAGUCGUGUCUCCUGAGCAUUUUGUACCAGAAGAGGCUUGGAUCAAAUCCAGGGAAAAGUUUCAGAUACAAAUCCUGGCUGCACAUGGAAAGCAAACGUGCAAGCAAUUUGAGGUCUGUACUUUGGAGGUCUUUACUACUUUCCCAUGUCAAGUUUAAAACAAGAAGCUCUUUAUGACGAGCCUGAUCCUGCCCUUUGUGGCCAAAGAGCACAAGCACAGAUGAUGGGAGAGUGGCUUCAUACACUGUUCUCAACCUCCAGGGACCAUUAUAAAAAAUUCUAUUUCAGUUGCUCUUCGGUAGCUGGGAAUAAGAAAUAGUGGGUUGGGGUUGAACUACUCCAAGGGGCGAUCAGGUAGUUGUCCACUGGCUGGUGAAGCAACUUGCUCUUAGCACAGGAAGAUGAACAGCAAUAGCUGGUUCUCACUGGGAAAUCUAGAUUUUUCUUCUGUAAGGGUGUUGGCAAGGGUAGGGGAUAGAAUGAUGAGUGCAAGAUUCACUUAUCAUCCAUGCUUGUGGCUCUUCAUAAUCAACAGGUGCUCUGGUGCUCUCUGGGUGGUAUUCUCAGGCCCUCCUCGGGGUCAUGUGGCCCCCUGAGAAGGCUCUGGCCAGCCCUUCACAGCAAACAGUUGAUCACAUGCGUCAUUACUGAUCUUACCCCACUGAUGUCCAUCUCUUGGGGGUGGGGAGCAGGAUGUUUGUCUUAAGAACUAGGUGACAGUCAGUGCUAGUUCUUGCUCUCUGCCCAGACUUGAGACUCCCUUCCGAACAUGACAGCAUCAGAACCCAACACAGCCCCAAAAGCAAAGUGAAAAUCAUGUUCCAAGAGGCACGUCCUGCAUCUGAUCAUGGCCUCUUAGGACAGAGAAAAAAUUCAACAGCAAAAUGUUGCUGUCCCUGAAAGUAUUUCCAAACAGAAAACUUUGUGUCUGUCAUCAAAGGGAAACAUUCCUUCACUCCUAGGCCAUUGAGGAUCCCAUUAAGUGUCUUUGCAUCUGCUUCCAAAGCGUGGCUACCACUGACAUGCCUGGCAAAACAUUUGAUUCGUGAGGAAUGCUCAGAAGAGUUCCUGAUAUUUUCCGUAUGAAUUUGGUAGACAUACUUGCAAAAAUAUUUGUGUAUGUGGGAUGCUGCUUUUUAAAAGCAUGUUGCUUUGUCUAAACUUGAUCAACUUCAGCUGAUCUUUGGGGAUGUUCCUGUGGUGGUUCUUUGACACUUGGUUUGGCCACAGGAGACUUGCAAACCUCCCUCCUUUGGGUCCAUGUUAAAAGAUUAAGUGCAAAGGAAUGCUUCCCCCAACAUUUAAUGGGCUUUUUCCAAUCAGUUAUCCUGAAGCUUUUGUUUUGGUUUUGCAGCAGGUUUUGAUACUUAUACAGUAGGGCAACAGCAGGAAUCUAUUUUACUGCAGUGCAGGAAUAAUUCAUGCUGUUUAAAUAGUAAGUACGUGAGCAGCAGAGAUCAAGCAUUUAGAUCACAGCGAAAUGGCUACAGAACAAGUCAUUCAUCAGAGUCCUCAUCUGCGAAUAUUUAUUGAACAGCUCCAUGAAGCCUCAUGAGAAUUCUUAUUUAUUAAUGAAAACCACUUAAUUACCUUGUUGUACAAAUAUAUCUUGAUUCCUCUGGGUUAGUGGUUCAUACAUUGUCAUUUGAAUUAUAUCAUUUUUGUUUAUGAGGUCACUUCUAGCAGCUGAAUGUCAAACAGCAUAAAUACCAAUGCACCAACUUCAGAAGGGACUUUGUAGUUAAAGAGAAAUACUGUUAACUUGUGGUCAAAAAUCAUGAGAAAUAUUUCCAGCAAAUCGAAACAAAAGGAAAAGAGAAACUCUCAAGAUAGUUAACCUUAUAUAUUUUAAGACUUAUUGGUUUGUUUGUUUGAAAAGCAGAGUUUCAAAGAGAGAAAGAGAGUGAGAGAGAGAGAGAGAGAGAGAGAGAGAGAGAGAUGCUCCAUUCUCGAGCUCACUCUCCAAAUGGUCCCAACAGCCAGAUCUGGGUCAAGCCAAAGCCAGUAGCUUGGAACACCAUCUGAGUCUUCCCACAUGGUGGCAGGGUUGCAAGUUGUCAGGCCAUUACCUGCUGCUUUCCAAAGCACAUUAGCAGGGAACUGGGUUGGAAUCUCACUAUACCGUCACUGCAUCAACUCCUUAAGGCUAUAUAUUUUAAAGACAUGGAUGUUUAUUAAAACAAAAGACAAAAAUAAUGAUGUUACCAUUUAAAUUCCCUAACACUUUUUUCUAGUUUUUUUUAAAGACUUACAUUUUAUUCAUUUAGAGUUACAGAGAGAGGAAGAGAGAGAGAGAAAGAGAGAGAGAGAGAGAGUGAAUCUUCCGUCCACUGGUUCACUCCGCAAAUGGCAGGAGUUGGGUUGAUCCGAAGCCAUUCAUUGAUCAAGAUUCAUUGAUCAAAGCUGAUUGGAGACCUAUUCAGUUGUGGUGUGGUGUUAGCAUUAAGGAUACAGGUUCUGAACUUGACACUGACAUUUUAGGUGAUAAAUUGGCAGUGAAAUAUUUUUUUCAAUGUUUUUAUACAAAUGCUCUUUUGUAAUACAGAUUUGCCUUUUCACAGAGACUCCUAAACUUAGAAAAUUUGCUCUCAAAUUAAGAGAAAUGCUCACUCAUUCUCUAUUAGUGCUAAAUUUUUUUUAUCAUUCUUCUUAAUAUUUUCUAUUGAUCAUGUGUUGAUUUCUUAAUGAAUUAAGAUAAUCUUUAUUUACCUUAGUAAACUCACCGUACUUUUUAUUUAUUUAUGUAUAUGGAGAGAGAGAGAGAGAAGGAAAACCCUCAUUUCCCACAUGGCACUGGGCUGGAGCCAAAGCUAGGAGCCGUCAACUCAGUCCAGGUCUCCCACAUGGGUGGCAGAAAUCCAAUUACUUUAGCCAUCACUGCUGUCAUGUAGGGGUCUGAUGUAGCAAGAAGCAGGAGUCAGGAGCUGGUGCUGGGUACUGAACUCAGCUACUGCGGCACAGGCAUUCUAACCGCUCGGCUCAACACCCACCCCUCUCUCUUUUUGUACAGUAGAUUUAAACUUGUUCAUGAAUUUCAGGCUCUGUGUAUUGCUUCACAUGUUCAUUAUCAUAGGUCAUUUCCACGAGAUUGUAACUUUAAGAAGUUUUUUACGAACAAAUCACUUUGAAAUUCUGAUCACCUUUAUCUAAAAACACAUCCUGGAAAUGAUUCUUGAUAUUUAAUUUUAGGUUGACAGUGUAGGCAGAAUGUCUAACUCCCUCCCCUCUGCUCAGCUUGUUUGAACAAUGCCAAGUUGCCUUUGCAUAGCAAAGGAGGCAGCUCUCUGAACCUGUGUCCACAGGUAGAGAUUCCAACAAAUAACGCAUCAUCCGAGGACUGUCUUCCUUUUGGCCCCAUUGUUUUGGUUGCUGUCUGGAAAAUUGUGCAGUAGAAUAGGUUCAUUUCUGAUGGGCUUAGCCUUGAACUCAUUUCUCUGGGGUAAUCUGGGCCCACAUCUGGCCCUGGGUGGUCCUUGUUGACAUCUGGGCUCAGGGAGCCUGGGUCUGUGACUUGCACGUUCACAGUGCUUGAGAACAGGAGUUCAGGAGUAAAGAAGGCAAACAACACACAUAAGCCAGCAGGAGAGGAAGGAAACCCAGGUGUUCCAGACAGGUGACAAAACCCAGACAGUGUGUUUGCAGUGGCUGCCCUAACUCAGAACUUAUUCCAGUGUAAGGACCCUGGACUCUCGACGGAAGUCCUGAGUUGGUGCCUGAAAGCUGAGUGUCUUGGUUCCUUUUCUGAGAGCUUGACCUUGGCUCCCUGUUAGGGAGCCUGGGAGUCAAGAUGAACUGGCUGCAUCAGGCAAAGACCUCUUGAGGAGCUAGGUCUCAUACCUAGGCUCUCUGGCAUGGGAUGCAGACAUCUCAAGUAGAGGCCUCUCGGCUUCACCAAACUCCUGCUUCAGCCUCCCUGAGCACCCUGAGAAAGGCAUUCAUUCCUCUUCCGACACAGCCAUCUCUUCAAAACUCCACCUCCCGGGGCCGAUGCUGUGGUGUAGUGAGCUAAGCCUCUGCCUGCAGUGCCAUCAUCCCAUAUGGGCGUGGGUUUGUGUCCCUGCUACUCAUCUUCCUAUCCGACUCUCUGCUGUGCUGUGGCUUGGGAAAACAUUAGCAGAUGGCCCAAGUGCAUGGGCAUCUGUACCCACAUGGGAGAACUGGAAGAAGCUCCUGGCUCCUGGUUUCAGAUCAGUUGCUGCCAUUUAGGGAGUGAACCAGCAGAUGGAAGACCUUUCUGUCUCUUUGUCUGCAACUCUACCUUUCGAAUAAAUAAGUAAAAUCUUAAAAAAAAAAAAAUGCCACCUCCUAUCAUGGCCACAGUGGUGGUCAGAUUUCAACAUGAAUUUCAGAGGCGACAAACCAUACUCAAACCAUAGCAAUGGAGGAAUCCAAACUUCUCUUAAGAUAUGAAGCGAAUGAAUUGAUUGAUUCCUGGGGAAUAUUUAUUUUUGCCUUUUCCCAUCAUAACUUUAUAAAUAGAUGUGAAAUACAGCAAGGCAAGCUUGACCUUUCACCUGUUUCUCACUUACCACCCUUUCAAAGACUUUUCCACACACUCAGUCUCUUCUUGUCACUUAGCACCCACCUCACAACCUCAGAAAUAUAGUAACUUAAUAGCUUUUGUUUUGGUGAAAUAUUGUAGUUCCUCAAGAGCUUUGAAAUCCAUCUGAUAUCGAAUUCAAGUCACGAAGGACUUGUGUAACCAGCAGCAACACUUUCUAUACAAGACCUUUCUCCCAGGUCGAUAAUUUGUGUUCUUCCUGAAUCAAUGUGUAUUACCAAAUCACUAUAUAUUAAUUUUCUGGCCUAUUGGUUCACAAUUACUGCUGUAUAGAUCAAUUCCUGGAUAUUUUCCAACCUCAUUUGAAUUUCUUUCUAACUUAGGAUAUAUGAGUCCUAUUUUCAUUCUCUAAAGUGGGUAUGUAAGAAAUUGAGACUUUUUGUGAAAUGACCUGAAGUAAAGGUAUGAAUUGGAAAAUUAAUGGAAAUCUGAAUGUACAACCUAUUCCAGUGGCUGGGGUGGUCGUCAAAGUAAUCUUUCCCCCUCUUUUCAGAAACCUUCACAGAAUAACUUUCAGCUUAGAAUGCACUUAAUUUGCCUACGCUUAGUUCCUGACACUUAAAGAUACAAAACACCCAGCCACAUCUUGUAGUUAACUGUUUGGGAGAAACACAUUUUAAUGACAUUUAAGAGCUAUUUGAAACAAUUUACGGUACUAAAUGUCAAAAAUGUUCAUGGGUGUGCGUUGUCUCUGAAGACACAUUGAAUUCUGACUUCUCCUUUGGAAGGGAGGUAGUAAAUUUAAUUCCAUAAUGGGGUAAAACAAAGCAAUUUAUUCAAAAUUUAAGCUAUCCUUAGCAAUUUAAAACUUGAGCUUUAACCAGGGGUAUCUUGAAUAAUCAUUUAGGUUGCAAAGAUAGCUGGGAGAUUUGUACCGACUUUAUCAAACCAUAAACAGUUUCAUGUAUGUUUUGAAAAGCUAAACAAAUUUUAGAAUGUCUUGAGUUAUAACUUAGUACAUAUUAAACACAAGGUUGGUGUUGUGGUGAAGAGAGCUAAGCUGGCAUCUGCAAUGCUGGCAUCCUAUAUUAGAAUGUCAGUUUGAGUCCUGGUUGCUUCACUUCCAUCCAGCUCCUUGCUGAUGUGCCUGGGAAAGCAACAGAAAAUGGCCCGAGUACAGACCCCGGCUACAGGUUUGGGAGACCUACAUGGGGUUCCUAGUUCUUGGCUUUGGCUUAGCCCAGCCCUGGCCAUUGUGGCUGUUUUGGGUUUGAACAAGUGGAUGGAAGAUCUUUCUCUCUCUACCUCUCUCUCUGUUUCUCUCUCUAUGUCACUCUCUUCUUAAAAAGAUCUUAAACUAAAUCUUAAAAAGAAGUACUAUUUGUAUUUUUCAAACAAAAUUUUUAAAAAUAUUAGAGGUAAAAAGGAGACAGUUCUGGUUAUGGUAAAAUGUAAUUUUAUACUUUUUUUUUAGUUUCUGAGGGUUUCUUUAUCUCUGUGAGUUAUGGUAAGCAUUGCAAUUGGAUAAGCAGGAAAUAGACCUUUGUAGCAAAACUGAUUUUCUUAACACUAACAAAUUGAUUAAAAGAGAAUCUUAACAUAUAAACUUCAAAUAGAUUCGGCAUAUUAGAGGGCAAUCAUGGUCCAUUACAUCACUGAUUCUAGAUAUUUGAGCAAUCUGAUUUUAGGAAUAAUCACAUAAUCAUUCAGAAAUACUACCUGUUCAGUGUAUAUAAGUUUUAGUGAUAAGUGAGUGAUAAGUGAAACUAAAAGGUCUUUAAGGAAUUUUUCAAGCAUAAACUAAUUUCAGGUUGUAAUGAAAGGGAAAUUGGAACAGAGAGAAUAACACUGUUAAGUUGGAAUACUUAUUGAACUUAAUUAUUAAAAUAUUGUAAAUGACAGAAAAAUUCUGGUGGCACAAAUGCAGAUAAGUUCAAAGAGGAAGAUGAUGUGUUGGAAGUUGUA
This is a messenger RNA of Oryctolagus cuniculus (rabbit), 16895 nucleotides long. Lineage: Eukaryota; Metazoa; Chordata; Mammalia; Lagomorpha; Leporidae. The record is from RefSeq and is a predicted model, not a curated record.